AUGAGCAAAGUGAAACCAAGAGGAACCUCAACAUCUUUUGCAAUUCAAGAAGUUCAAAGGUACAUGGAUGAGACUCCUAUUGGAAGAAAUGACAAUCCACUUGAGUGGUGGAAAAAUCACCAACACCUUUAUCCGAAUCUAGCUCACUUGGUGAAAAUUAAGUGCAAUAUUAAGGCAACCUCUGUACCAUGUGAACGAUUAUUUUUUAAGGCAGAAAAUAUAUAA
This is a messenger RNA of Diabrotica balteata, 225 nucleotides long. The record is from the annotation of a GenBank genome assembly. NCBI's taxonomy places the organism in Eukaryota, Metazoa, Arthropoda, Insecta, Coleoptera, Chrysomelidae.